GGGACCACUUCUGAUGGCUGUGGCCUCUGCUGCCCCAGGGAGCCUCUUCUGCAAGCAGCUCCUUUUCUCUCUCCUGGUGUUAAUAUUGUUUUGCGAUGCUUGUCAGAAAAUUUCUCUUCGAGUUCCUUCUCAUCUUCAGGCUGACAGACUGAUAGGCAAAGUGAAUCUGGAGGAGUGUCUCCAGUCAGCCAGCCUAAUCCUGUCCAAUGACCCUGACUUCAGAGUUCUUGAAGAUGGCUCCAUUUACGCAACACGUGACCUCAUUUUGUCUCCCCAAAGGAAGAGUUUUUCCAUUUUUCUUUCAGACAGUCAGAAGCAGGAACAGAAAGAGAUAGAAAUUGAACUGGAAGCAAGAGGAAAGAAGGUUUCUAAAAGGAGACAUAGCAAAGACACGGUCCUCCAGCGCAGCAAGAGACGGUGGGCUCCUAUUCCAUGUUCACUGAUGGAGAACUCACUAGGUCCAUUUCCACAACAUGUCCAGCAGGUCCAAUCUGAUACUGCACAGAACUACACCAUCUUUUACUCCAUAAGUGGACCAGGAGUGGACAAAGAUCCCUUGAAUUUGUUCUUCAUUGACAAAGAUACUGGGGAUAUUUUUUGUACACGAAGCAUAGAUCGUGAGCAAUAUCAAGAGUUCCCGAUAUAUGCCUAUGCCACAACUGCUGAUGGUUAUGCGCCGGAGUACCCACUCCCCCUAUUAUUCAAAGUUGAAGACGAUAAUGAUAAUGCCCCCUAUUUUGAAACCAAAGUGACUGUCUUUAACGUGCCUGAAAAUUGCCGAAUUGGAACUUCAGUGGCAAAAGUGACCGCCAUAGAUCUUGAUGAACCGGACACUCUCCAUACUCGUCUGAAAUUUAAAAUCUUACAGCAAAUCCCAGAUCACCCAAAGCAUUUCACUGUACACCCAGACACGGGCGUCAUCUCCACAACGUCACUUUUAUUGGAUAGAGAAAAAUGUGAUACAUACCAGUUAAUAAUGGAAGUACGAGACAUGGGGGGCCAACAUUUUGGCUUGUUUAAUACAGGAACCAUUACUAUUUCACUUGAAGAUGAAAAUGACAAUGCACCAUAUUUCACAGAAACUGCUUAUUUUGCAGAAGUAGAAGAAAACAGAAUUGAUGUUGAGAUUUUACGAAUGGCUGUACAUGACCUGGAUUUGCCAAAUACUCCUUCCUCAAAGGCUGUAUAUAAAAUCCUGGAAGGAAAUGAAAAUGGAAACUUUAAAAUUAGCACAGAUCCCAAAACAAAUGAAGCAGUCUUGUGUGUUGUCAAGGCAUUGAACUAUGAAGUCAACCACCAAAUUAUUUUGAAAAUUGGCGUAGUUAAUGAAGCGCAAUUCUCUAGCGCACCAAACUCUAAAACUCCUACUAUGUGCACUGCAACUGUCACUGUUAAAGUUAAAGACAGUGAUGAGGGCCCUGAAUGCCAACCACCAGUAAAAGUUAUUCAGAGUAGAGAUGGCCUCCCAGCUGGCCAAGAGCUCCUUGGAUACAAAGCAUUGGAUCCAGAAACGCGCAGUGGGGAAGGCUUAAGGUAUAAGAAGAUAGGAGAUGAAGAUAACUGGUUUGACAUUAAUGAACAGACUGGUGACUUGAGGACUGUAAAAGUAUUAGAUAGAGAAUCAAAAUUUGUAAAGAACAACCAAUACAAUGUUUCAGUGGUUGCAACUGAUAGAGAUGGCAGAUCUUGCACUGGCACAUUAGUCGUUCUGUUGGAAGAUCAUAAUGAUCACCCGCCACAAAUUGACAGAGAUGUGACAAUUUGCCAGCAUAAUCAGGAUUUUGCUCUUCUGGCACCUAUGGAUCCAGAUGGACCUGAGAAUGGUCCACCUUUUGAAUUCCGUCUGGAUAAUUCUGUCAACAGACUUUGGACCUUAGAAAAAAAGGAUGAUAAGACUGCAUUUCUUCGUGCAAAGCAACAACUCGAUUAUAACAUUUAUAGCGUGCCUAUUGAAAUAAAAGAUAAACAUGGUCUUGCUGCAAGACACGUACUGUCAGUCAGAGUAUGUGACUGUACAACCCCAUCUGAGUGUAGAAUGCCUAUGGAAAUAAAAGAGCGUGAUGUCAAGGUAGCCAAAGUCGUACUUGGAAAAUGGGCAAUUCUUUCCAUGGUGUUGGGUUCUGCAUUGUUGUUAUGUUCCCUUUUUACAUGUUUCUGUGUUACUGCUAAGAAAACAGUAAAGAAAUGUUUUCCAGAGGAUGUAGCCCAACAAAAUUUAAUUAUAUCAAAUACUGAAGGACCUGGAGAAGAAGUAAUGGAAGCAAAUAUUAGACUCCCCACACAGACAUCCAACGUCUGUGACACAAGCAUAUCUGUUGGCACUCUUGGCCAGGGAGUCAAAACACAGCAAAACUUUGAGAUGGUCAAAGGCGGCUACACUUUGGAUUCUGGCAGAGGAGUUGGACAGCAGACCUUGGAAUCUGUCAAGGGAGCGGGACAAGGACUAACAGAUACCAGCCGAUACGCAUACACCGACUGGCACAGCUUUACCCAGCCUCGGCUUGGCGAAAAAGUGUACCUGUGUGGACAAGAUGAGGAGCAUAAACAUUCCGAAGACUGUGUUCAUUCCUACAACUAUGAAGGAAAGGGGUCCAUGGCUGGCUCCGUAGGCUGCUGCAGUGACCGGCCGGAAGAAGAAGGGCUUGAGUUUCUGGAUCACCUGGAACCCAAAUUUAGGACGCUAGCAAAGACAUGUGUAAAGAAAUAAAUGCGCCUUUUUAAGAGAGUGACACCUACCAAGGUGUAUGCAGGAGUUUAGUGAAUCUAAAAUGAUAGCAGCACCUGCUAAUGUGUGUGUUUAUUGGAGGUGAAAGUUAAGGCAUGUAGAUAAGGACACUAUAAAUAGAAAGCUCCCUAAAUUCUCCUUGUCUGACAUAACUUCCCUGUUCUCUAGAAAUAACAGUUUCACUGUCUCGUUUCUUGUAUAUGCCUGUACAUAUUGCCCUUUUCAAGACUGUGCUUUGUGCUUCCUUGUGCCUUCUGUUACUUUGCAUGCUAUGGAAGAAUAUGUGGGAGAGCUGGGUGUUGUGGAGGCUAAUAAAAGUGAAUUUUUACUUUGGAUGACAAUUAAAUGCUUUGUUUUAGAUCUUGGGGAAAAUAAUCUAUUAAGAAAUAUUGUCUUUGGUGCCAGAGAAUUG
Messenger RNA from Artibeus jamaicensis (Jamaican fruit-eating bat), 3137 nucleotides. It is a transcript of the gene DSC1, whose product is annotated as desmocollin 1. Gene Ontology annotation, biological process: homophilic cell-cell adhesion. Gene Ontology annotation, molecular function: calcium ion binding. The transcript is spliced from 16 exons. The record is from RefSeq and is a predicted model, not a curated record. Gene Ontology annotation, cellular component: desmosome; plasma membrane. Bases 14 to 2707 code for a protein of 897 amino acids. Lineage: Eukaryota; Metazoa; Chordata; Mammalia; Chiroptera; Phyllostomidae.